AUGGUGUUCGGGGAGGUCUCUGGUGCGGGUGAGCCGCUGCGGACCCCCGGGGCGGUCUGGAGAACCAGCUGCCCCCUCUCUUCUCUCGCUUGCACAGAGCAGAGAAACGCGCGGAUCGUGAUGACUACCCUGCUGCUCACUGAGCAAAUAACACAAGAAGACCACGGCUCGGAGGGAAACUACGUCCUUUAUGGCUCCUCUUGUGCCCAAAUCACCGAGGAAGCUGAAUACGUGAAAAAGGUAUUUCUGUCGCUGUUCCGUUCCUUUCUUUGCUUCGGCAGGAAACACGGCUCGGGCAAGAAAGCAGCGUCCCCGGAGAGCGGCUGGAGCUGGAGCUGCAGUCCUGUUGCAAGGACAAUGAAGGAAACGGAAGAGCAGCUGCUGCUGGUGAGCAGGGAAAACCAAGUGCUGAAGCUCAAGCUGGAAGCCACGAGAGAAGCAGGGGUCCAGGCUCUCCGAUCUGCUUCCCAGAAACUCUACGCGAAUUACCAGACUCGGUCAGAAGAACUGAAAAAAAGGCAUGAGAAUGAGAAGCAGCAAAUAGAGGCCUACAAUCUCCAAGAAGAAGAGAAGCUCCAGCAAAGCUCAGAAAACGCCAGCCGCCUCGCUGAAGGCAUCAGGGAAAAAUGUACCCGCAUCGCAGAGAUGGAGAAGCGCGUGCAAAGGAUGGAGGAGGAAAAGAAAGCCCUGAUACAGAAGAAAAUGUCAUUCGAAAAGAUGCUUCAACAGAUGACAUCAAGGAAUGAAGACAGCAAACGGUGCCUGGAUCUCCAGAAGCAGAUUUUCUCCCUGCAGGAACAGAUCUGCCACCUGCAGCACGUGAUCCAGGCGCAGCACCACGGCCUGCGUGGCGUGAUACAGGAGGCAGAGGAACUGAACAACAAACUCCGAAGCCAAGAUAAGAAAAUAGAAAACCUGACAGAGAAGCUGACUGCACUGGAAGCGCAGAAUAAAGAACUGAAAGACAGAGUGGAGUUCUGGGCUGGCCAGCCCAAGAGUAAAGUUUCCAAAGCUGUCUGGACAGAUGCCCUGCAGGAUUCUAGAGCAUCCCCUUACCUGAUGCUCACCAGGCUAAGGAAGCAAGAGAGCUAA
Molecule: messenger RNA, 1092 nt
Organism: Egretta garzetta (little egret)
Lineage: Eukaryota; Metazoa; Chordata; Aves; Pelecaniformes; Ardeidae
Gene: CCDC68
Product: coiled-coil domain containing 68
Exons: 10
Coding region: 1-1092 (363 amino acids)
Biological process (GO): intracellular signal transduction
Cellular component (GO): intracellular anatomical structure
Source: RefSeq, a predicted model, not a curated record